ACGCUCAGUUAGUUUGGUUAAUCACCUGACGUGGUCGAGGAAGUUUCGACUUAGUGACAGUUCUCUGUACUAUUCAAUCUAGCAACACUCGUGGAAAGAACUGUUCGUCAUUUUGAUAACCUGAACCGUCUUCAAGUCAUGGCUUUAAUCUUUGUAGUUGUGCUGCUUUUAGCUGCUUUGCACGACAGCGAUGGGACCUUGCGAUUUGCUUCUUAUUAUGGAGACCACAUGGUGCUGCAGAAGGCCCCACAGAAAGCUGUCCUGUGGGGGUACGGAAGUGAGAGGGAGCAGGUCGCGGUCUACCUGACGAGUUCUACAGUUCUACAGAAAGUCUUAGCCCCUGUGACAAACGGCAUUUGGCAAGUCACCCUUGAACCCGUUGAUGCUGGUGGUCCUUACAGCAUAUACGCUGUAGCUGGAAAUAGCAUAUGUAGCCUGAAAGAUGUGCUGUUUGGAGACAUCUGGCUAUGUGGAGGCCAGAGCAACAUGUUAUUCACAAUGUCCCAGAUUUUCAACUCAUCUGAGGAGCUUGCACUCUCAUCUAAAUAUCCUCAUGUAAGGCCUUUUAUGACGGCUUUGAACAUGAGUAAAACUGAGCUGAUUGAUCUCAUCCAAGUGGAAAUACCCUGGUCUGCUCCCAACAGCAGUGUGCUGGCAGAGUUCUCUGGGAUGUGCUGGCUCUUUGGGCGUUACAUGUAUGAGAAGUUGAAUUACCCCAUAGGACUGGUGGAAUCAAGUUGGGGAGGCACACCAGUAGAAGCCUGGUCAUCCACAAGAGCGCUGAAGCAGUGUGGACUGGUGCCAAGUGAGGACAUGUAUGAACUUAAAGAAGACAUAAUCCAGCAAACUGAAAAUUCUAUGCUGAAGAGCACCGUUUUGUGGAAUGCAAUGAUCCAUCCAUUCCUCAAUAUGACCAUCUAUGGAGCCAUCUGGUACCAAGGUGAGGCGAAUACAGAGUACCAUAAGGACAACUACAACUGCUCAUUCCCUACGAUGAUAAAUGACUGGAGGAUGGCAUUUCACCAAGGCUCGGGGGGCCAGACUGCUCCUGACUUCCCAUUUGGAUUUGUCCAACUAUCCACAGACAAAGAAGGCGCCACAGAUGACGGCUUUCCAGACAUUCGCUGGCACCAAACUGCAGACGUGGGAUUUGUCCCAAACAUUAGGAUGAAGAACACCUUUAUGGCGGUUACUUUCGACUUACCAGAUAAAACUUCACCGUAUGGCACAAUCCACCCUAGAGACAAACAAGAUGUUGCCCACAGACUUACGCUGGGUGCCAGAGCUGUGGCAUAUGGGGAAAAAGGCGUCUCUUUCCAGGGACCUUUCCCCAAAGUAAUUGUGCCUAGUGAAAGUACAGUCAACGUCACCUAUGACCAGGAGAUCUUCGUUAUGCCAUCUAAAGACAUAUUUGAGAUCUGCUGCUCAGAGAAGAAUGCGUCAUGUGAACCAGACUCCCUUUGGUCACCAGCUCCCAUUAUGGUUUGGAAUCAGACCACCAUCCAGCUGUCUGCUUCUGCAUGCCCACCGUCUAAAAUUGCUGCUCUUAGAUAUGGAUGGAGAGACUGGCCCUGUGAAUUUAAAGCAUGUCCUGUUUAUGAUUCCAGUAAGAAUUUACCUGCGCCUCCUUUUAUCACCAAUCGAUAUGCAGGCAAUCAAAUUUGGUAAAGCACCUAAACUAGAAGGUGAGGGAAAAAAAUAAAGGGAUUUAAAUUGAUUUGUUCUCUUUUCUAAUUAACAAUAUCCACUAUUUUCAUGAAUAAUAAAAUGACUGGUAGAGGCAUACAAUUAUGCCUGCAAAGGUGUCUAAGGUAUGUUGACUCUACUGUUUUUAUGAUGGCAAUAUUAAAUACUGUGACAACUUUAGUCCAAUUUUCUCAGGAUAAAUGGAUAAUUUAAUGGUCAUACACGCAAAAGAAUGUCUAAACUUUGUUUAUGCUGUAAUGUGUGUCACCAGGUGAUGCAAUAAGUCUGAUUUCUUGGUGGAAUAAGGAUUAUGUUGUGAAAACCAGUGUUUUAAUAUUUUACCCAUUCUGAUUUUAUAUUUUUAUGUCAAAUUAUUUUUCAGAAUCAAUUUUCUAUAGUUCUCUUUUGUAUUCACUACAAAUUCUCUCAAAACAAAGUACUGUUAAUUUAUGGGUGAUAUUUCUACUGAUAAGGUUUAAAUAUGGAGCCUGUAGAAACCACAGACUGGAAUAGAUGGGAAAGAAUGAAGGGGUGGAUAGAAAACAAAGCGAAAAUGCUAAAGGAUAUUGGACAAACUGCAGAUGGAU
Messenger RNA from Xiphophorus hellerii (green swordtail), 2273 nucleotides. It is a transcript of the gene siae, whose product is annotated as sialic acid acetylesterase. The transcript is spliced from 10 exons. The record is from RefSeq and is a predicted model, not a curated record. NCBI's taxonomy places the organism in Eukaryota, Metazoa, Chordata, Actinopteri, Cyprinodontiformes, Poeciliidae. Gene Ontology annotation, molecular function: sialate O-acetylesterase activity. Gene Ontology annotation, biological process: carbohydrate metabolic process. Bases 139 to 1668 code for a protein of 509 amino acids.